Molecule: messenger RNA, 7037 nt
Organism: Myotis daubentonii (Daubenton's bat)
Lineage: Eukaryota; Metazoa; Chordata; Mammalia; Chiroptera; Vespertilionidae
Gene: NOS1
Product: nitric oxide synthase 1
Biological process (GO): nitric oxide biosynthetic process
Molecular function (GO): nitric-oxide synthase activity; FMN binding; heme binding
Source: RefSeq, a predicted model, not a curated record
CAGACGGGGGAAGGACGCGCGCAGCUCCUACCGGGCGCGAGUGGGUGCGACUGGCGUCCUCCGGCCGCGCAGGGCGGGGGACGAGGCUUCGGACCCGGAGGCAGAGCAGCCGGAGGGGAAGGAGGAGCGGCGGCUGGCGCGCCGACCCGCGGGCAGGCGGGUGCGCAGCCCGAAGAGGCGGCCUCCGUGCUGCCCGGCCCGGCGGCAGCUCAGGAAGCUCUGGAUCUCGUCUGCGUCCCACGGGCUGGCGAUGCCCAGGGAAUAGCCCCCAAGAGCCUGCGUGGCCUCUAGACACACCCACCAGAUCCUUCCCCUCACAGUCCGCCCGACCUGUUGCUUAGGGACGCGUCCCACCGCUUCUCCUGACGUCUGCCCGGUCAGCCAUCACUCCCUCAGAGAACAAGGAGGGAGGCAGGCGCGCGAAAUCAUGCCACCGACCGCCGAGCAGCAAUGAGUGGGUGAUACCGAGUUGACGUCAAAGUCAGACAAGCCCAAGAGACUCUCCGCAGCCCCGGCUCCUCCCUCCUCCGCACAGCCUGAGCGGGGCUCCUCCUGGCGAAGCCACCUCGGCCCGACCCAGUCUGUGGUCUUCCGACCCUCGGACCCUGGACACCAUGGAGAAUCACAUGUUCAGUGUCCAGCAAAUCCAACCCAACGUGAUUUCUGUCCGCCUCUUCAAGCGCAGAGUGGGGGGCUUGGGGUUCCUGGUGAAGGAGCGGGUGAGCAAGCCCCCCGUGAUCGUCUCCGACCUGAUUCGAGGGGGUGCCGCCGAGCAGAGCGGCCUCAUCCAGGCCGGAGACAUCAUCCUCGCGGUCAACGGCCAGCCGUUGGUGGACAUGAGCUACGCCAGCGCCCUGGAGGUGCUCAGGGGCAUCGCCUCCGAGACCCACGUGGUCCUCAUUCUGAGGGGCCCGGAGGGCUUCACCACGCACCUGGAGACCACCUUUACUGGGGACGGGACCCCCAAGACCAUCCGGGUGACACGGCCCCUGGGCCCCCCCACCACGGCUGUCGAUCUGUCACACCAGUCGUCAGCCUGCAAAGAGCAGCCGCUGGCGGUGGACGGGGCCACGGGCCCCAGCAACGGGCCCCAGCACGCCCAGGACAACGGGCCAGAAGCUGGCUCGCUGUCCCACACCAACGGCCUGGACCCUGCCAAGAAAAAUGCCGGGGCCGCCCGUCAGUGCAGUGAGGAGCACAAUGAGUUGCUCAAAGAGAUCAAGCCUGUGCUGAACCUUCUCACCUCGGCUGACAGAGGGAUCAACGGAGGGGGACCUGCCAAGGCGGAGACAAAAGAUGCAGAAGUUCAGGUGGACAGAGACCUGGAUGCCAAGUCACACAGACCUCUGCCCCUCGGCGUGGAGAAUGACCGUGUCUUCAAUGACCUGUGGGGGAAGGGCAACGUGCCUGUGGUCCUCAACAACCCGUAUUCAGAGAAGGAGCAGGCCCCUGCCUCGGGAAGACAGUCCCCCCCAAAGAACGGCAGCCCCUCCAAGUGCCCCCGCUUCCUCAAGGUCAAGAACUGGGAGACCGACGUGGUUCUCACGGACACCCUCCACCUUAAGAGCACGUUGGAAACGGGAUGCAGCGAGCGCAUCUGUAUGGGCUCCGUCAUGCAGCCUUCUCAGCAGAUACGGAGGCCUGAAGACGUCCGCACUAAAGAGCAGCUCUUCCCUCUCGCCAAGGAGUUCAUUGAUCAGUACUACUCGUCCAUUAAAAGAUUUGGCUCCAAAGCCCACAUGGAGAGGCUGGACGAGGUGAACAAGGAGAUUGAAACCACCAGCACCUACCAGCUCAAAGACACAGAGCUCAUCUAUGGGGCCAAGCACGCCUGGAGGAAUGCCUCCCGCUGCGUCGGCAGGAUCCAGUGGUCCAAGCUGCAGGUGUUUGAUGCCCGCGACUGCACCACGGCUCAUGGGAUGUUCAACUACAUUUGCAACCACAUCAAGUACGCCACCAACAAAGGGAACCUCAGGUCCGCCAUCACCAUAUUUCCCCAGAGGAUCGACAGCAAGCACGAUUUCCGAGUCUGGAACUCCCAGCUUAUCCGCUAUGCUGGCUACAAGCAGCCUGAUGGCUCCAUCCUGGGGGACCCAGCCAAUGUGGAGUUUACAGAGAUCUGCAUCCUGCAGGGCUGGAAGCCCCCGAGAGGCCGCUUCGACGUCCUGCCACUCCUGCUCCAGGCCAACGGCAAUGACCCCGAGCUCUUCCAGAUCCCCCCAGAGCUGGUGCUGGAAGUGCCCAUCAGGCACCCCAAGUUUGAGUGGUUCAAGGACCUGGGGCUGAAGUGGUACGGCCUCCCCGCUGUGUCCAACAUGCUGCUGGAGAUUGGCGGCCUGGAGUUCAGCGCCUGUCCCUUCAGCGGCUGGUACAUGGGCACGGAGAUCGGCGUCCGCGACUACUGUGACAACUCUCGGUACAACAUCCUGGAGGAAGUGGCCAAGAAGAUGAACUUGGACACGAGAAAGACAUCCUCCCUGUGGAAGGACCAGGCGCUGGUGGAGAUCAACAUUGCAGUUCUCUACAGCUUCCAGAGUGACAAAGUGACCAUCGUCGACCACCACUCGGCCACCGAGUCCUUCAUUAAGCACAUGGAGAAUGAAUACCGCUGCCGGGGGGGCUGCCCGGCAGACUGGGUGUGGAUCGUGCCCCCCAUGUCUGGCAGCAUCACCCCUGUCUUCCACCAGGAGAUGCUCAACUACCGGCUCACCCCCUCCUUCGAAUACCAGCCGGACCCUUGGAACACCCACCUCUGGAAAGGCACCAACGGGACCCCCACCAAGCGGCGAGCCAUCGGCUUCAAGAAGCUGGCAGAAGCCGUCAAGUUCUCGGCCAAGCUGAUGGGGCAGGCAAUGGCCAAGAGGGUCAAGGCGACCAUCCUGUAUGGCACAGAGACGGGGAAAUCGCAGGCCUAUGCCAAAACACUGUGUGAGAUCUUCAAGCACGCCUUCGAUGCCAAGGUGAUAUCCAUGGAAGACUAUGACAUUGUGCACCUGGAACAUGAAACGCUGGUCCUGGUGGUCACCAGCACCUUUGGCAAUGGAGACCCCCCUGAAAAUGGGGAGAAAUUCGGCUGUGCUUUGAUGGAAAUGAGGCACCCCAACUCUGUGCAGGAGGAAAGGAAGUACCCGGAACCCUUGCGUUUCUUUUCCCGUAAAGGGCCUCCCCUCCCCCGAGGUGACACAGAAGUCCAUGGUCUGGCUGCAGCCCGUGACAGCCAGCACAGGAGCUACAAGGUCAGGUUCAAUAGUGUUUCCUCCUAUUCCGACUUCCACAAAUCAUCAGGCAAUGGGCCGAACCACAGAGACAACUUUGAGAGCACCGGCCCCCUGGCAAAUGUGAGGUUCUCAGUGUUUGGCCUUGGCUCGAGGGCGUACCCGCACUUCUGCGCCUUUGGCCACGCUGUGGACACCCUCCUGGAAGAGCUGGGAGGAGAGAGGAUCCUGAAGAUGAAGGAAGGGGAUGAGCUCUGUGGGCAGGAGGAGGCGUUCAGGACCUGGGCCAAGAAGGUCUUCAAGACAGCCUGUGACGUGUUCUGCGUGGGAGAUGAUGUCAACAUUGAGAAGGCGAACAACUCCCUCAUCAGCAAUGACCGCAGCUGGAAGAGGAACAAGUUCCGCCUCACCUAUGUGGCCGAAGCUCCAGAGCUCACACAAGGUCUAUCCAACGUGCACAAGAAGCGGGUCUCAGCCGCUCGUCUUCUCAGCCGUCAGAACCUUCAGAGCCCUAAAUCCAGCCGGUCAACCAUCUUCGUGCGUCUCCACACCAAUGGGCAUCAGGAGCUGCAGUACCAGCCUGGGGACCACCUGGGCGUCUUCCCUGGCAACCAGGAGGACCUGGUGAAUGCCCUGAUCGAGCGGCUGGAGGACGCGCCCCCUAUCAACCAGCUGGUGAAAGUGGAGCUGCUGGAAGAGCGGAGCACGGCUCUGGGAGUCAUCCGCAACUGGACGGAUGAGCGCCGCCUCCCGCCCUGCACCAUCUUCCAGGCCUUCAAGUACUACCUGGACAUCACCACGCCGCCCACGCCCCUGCAGCUGCAGCAGUUCGCCUCCCUGGCCACCAGCGAGAAAGAGAAGCAGCAGCUGCUGGUCCUCAGCAAGGGCUUGCAGGAGUAUGAGGAAUGGAAAUGGAGCAAGAACCCCACCAUCGUGGAGGUGCUGGAGGAGUUCCAGUCCAUCCAGAUGCCCGCCACCCUGCUCCUGACCCAGCUGUCCCUCCUGCAGCCUCGUUACUACUCCAUCAGCUCCUCCCCGGACAUGUACCCCGAGGAGGUGCACCUCACCGUGGCCAUCGUCUCCUACCGCACUGGAGAUGGAGAAGGACCAGUUCACCAUGGCGUGUGCUCCUCCUGGCUCAACCAGAUACAGUCCGACGAAGUGGUCCCCUGUUUCGUGAGAGGAGCGCCGGGCUUCCACCUGCCCCAAAACCCCCAAGUGCCCUGCAUCCUGAUCGGCCCGGGCACCGGCAUCGCCCCUUUCCGAAGCUUCUGGCAGCAGCGGCAGUUUGAUAUCCAACACAAAGGAAUGAGUCCCUGCCCCAUGAUCCUGGUCUUCGGGUGCCGGCAGUCCAAGGUGGACCACAUCUACAGGGAGGAGACCCUGCAGGCCCGGAACGCGGGGGUCUUCAGAGAACUGUACACGGCCUACUCCCGGGAGCCCGACAGACCAAAGAAGUACGUGCAGGACAUCCUGCAGGAGAAGCUGGCGGAACCCCUGUACCAGGCCCUGAAGGAGCAGGGGGGCCACAUCUAUGUGUGCGGGGACGUCACCAUGGCCGCCGACGUCCUCAAGGCCAUCCAGCGCAUCAUGGCGCAGCAGGGGAAGCUCUCGGUGGAGGACGCGGGCGUGUUCAUCAGCCGGCUGAGGGAUGACAACCGCUACCAUGAGGACAUCUUCGGGGUCACGCUGCGAACGUAUGAAGUGACCAACCGCCUUAGGUCCGAAUCCUCGAUCGCCUUCAUUGAGGAGAGCAAAAAGGACACCGACGAGGUCUUUAGCUCCUAACCGGAUGCUCUUGCCCCGACGGACGGCAGGGGUCCGCCCAUGCGCUGCGGCAGGGGUGGUGGCAGGCUCCCUAAGCGUGGACACCAAUGAACCUUUCCCACGGGACCCGUGCGGCCCCGCUCUGCCUCGUCCUGUCGCCGCCUGUCCUGGCUUUCCUCUCCCGGGUCCUCGCCUCUCCGUGCGUCCUUGGCCUCCUGGGGUUUCCUCCUGAGUCUUCCUGCUGCGAUGCGAUGCCUUUAUGCUCCUCAGCGGUUCUGACAGCACUGCCCCCUCUCCUGACAAGGACGAGUCCACGCUCGUGGAGGCCCUGGGACGUGGGGUGCUCGCAGCGGGCUUGUUUUCGGGGGUUCCCCUGGGAGAGGCACAGGGAUCACACGGAAGAGUCUUCUGAGCCAGUCUCCCAGCGCCGAAGCCCCACCUUAUUACCUUGUACAGGAUGAUGUCUGGUCGUGCGUGUGAUGGGCAUGGGUCUCCGUCAGGCCUCUUGCCUAUGUGAGCGCGUUGCCUGCAGACCCCGGGGCCCAAGAACCACGGCCCAGCCUGCGUUGGCUGCUCACGCGUCCUGCACUGAGGGACUGCGCCCAGGUCCCUGUAACACUUGGGAGCACCCUAAUGGUCCCGGAAAUAAAGGGUCUGGGCACGGAGAGGACAUGUGAGGAUUUAGGGGGAAAUCUCCAAGGAAAGGGGAGUCAGAGAACGAGAUGCAUUUAGGUUCUUGCACCAGGCAGGAGCCCUGGCUGGGAAACCCACCCAUCUAUUGGAAUGGGCAACCCUCCCCCAGCCCGCCCACUCGAGACCCUCCCAGAGCAACCCCACCCACGAGGCCAGAAGUGAUGCUGUCCAAAGGAACGGCUGCAAAUAGGAAUCUUCUCAUCUCGGCCACCCCUGACUUUGGACAAGUCUCUGGUCCUUGGGUUCCCCUCGUCGUAAUGUUAUAAAGCUAAGAAGUAUGAACGGAUGCAACUUUGAAGUUGUGAAGACUGGAAACAAUAUUAAGGAACAGUGUCAUCGUUUUUCGUUUAUUCCCCCAAAUAGGGCUGCUGCUGCACCCUCGGCGGGAAAAUCCCGGAAGCCAGUCGGGUCGGAUCAGAUUGGGCAGAGCUUCCUCUGCAGGCCCACAGCCCAGGGUGGGAAGGGCCUGGCCUCCAAGCUGUAGGCCUUCUACAAGGCAUCCCCCACGUGUUUAACCUGCUAAAAUAACGGCGACAAAUAAAUUGUCCUGACAGAUUUCUCUUUAAAUGGGCAGCAGAGACGUUAGCAGGAAUCAGAGCUGGAACAAGUUCUCCCUGGCAGGCAAGCCGCGGCGUUGACCCUCUCACAGUCAACGGCAUGGGAGGCAGGGAAGCGCUACAGAUCAACGCAGGCAGCACCCACCAGAGAGCCGGAAAGUCCCAGUGCUCACCCCCCAGGGCCUGGCUCCGGGCCUGCUCUGGGCUGGGCCCCCAGGGACGGGAGGGAAGCAUUCGGCCAGGCCCAUCCUUCUGUUGGGUUUGGUCACAGAAAGACAGCCCAAUGGGCAUUUCUUUCUCGAUGCUCCGUGUGUGUUGGGGGAGGGUGGGGGUACCAAAGAGAAAGUGCCCUGGCCUCUUUGGAAAGGCCUUAGGAUGGGGGUGCCAAAGAGGUGUUGGGGAGGACACCCUCCAAGACUCUAUAAGUCAAAGGGCAAAUUAUAUCUCGUCUUUGUCCACCCUCCCUGGGAGCUCCCCCUGGUGCCCCGUCCCCUGGGACAGAGCUGUGACCUCCCCGCCUUCCCUGAGUCCUGUUUGCUCCUGCUCAGACUGCCCAGGGCAUAGAGACCAAACGCUCAGCAUGCUCCCCGACCCUCUCGAACCUGGAGGGGAGCCCCUCGUAAAGCCCGGCUCUCCUGCAAACAUGAUCCUGUCUCCUAGCAGCUUUCUUUCCAACCCCUUGAGCUUUUUGGAGGCACCGCCUGCGAUGUCACUAGCCCCCCGGGGAAUGUGUCCAACCUCCGUCACAUCAAGCUUUAUGCACGAAUGCUUUUCCGUCGCCGAAUAAAGACCUGUGAGCCCUCUG